Molecule: messenger RNA, 1239 nt
Organism: Alternaria infectoria
Lineage: Eukaryota; Fungi; Ascomycota; Dothideomycetes; Pleosporales; Pleosporaceae
Exons: 3
Coding region: 1-1239 (412 amino acids)
Source: RefSeq, a predicted model, not a curated record
AUGGCCAAACAGUUUCAAACCUCGGCCGACAAGCUCAAGCGAUUGCCGCACGCCGUCGAGGCGCCGUUCAACGCGUACAUCAGGCAGCACGAGCCUUUCUGCCUCCCCUCGACACGAACCGCCCUCUUAGAAGCGAUAUACGAUUGGACAGAUGCACAAGACGAACGAUGUUUGUACUGGUUGAGUGGACUCGCUGGUACGGGAAAGUCGACAAUCGCGCGGACUGUGGCUCGCAGGCUCAACGAUCAAAGACGCCUAGGGGCCAGCUUCUUCUUCUCCAAAGGCGGCGGCGAUGUUAGUCAUGCGGGCAAAUUCGUAACCAGCAUCGCCGUCCAGCUUGCGAGUCAUGUCCCAGGAAUACAUCAGCAUUUAGCUGAUGUACUUAAGAAGUUCCCUAAUAUCUCGAGUCUUUCGUUGCGCGACCAGUGGCGCCACCUUGUCCUUGACUUUUCAUUUGCACCAGCCCUUACAAUCGACGCCAGUUCUGUCAUCCUAGUUGUUGAUGCGCUGGACGAGUGCGAUAACGGCGACGACAUCGGAAGAAUCAUUGAGCUGUUGGCUGAAGCUCGGGACCUGGACGGACUCCGACUCCGAAUACUUGUAACGAGCAGACCUGAAGUACCGAUUCGACAUGGUUUUGAGUCUUUUGACCACAUGUCGAGCACGCUGCUCCAGCGCUACGUGCUACAUCGCAUAGCGCCCAACAUAGUCAAUGCUGACAUAGCGCUCUUCCUGAGCCACAAUCUAAAGACUAUCGGUAAACAACAAUACCUAACUGCGAAUUGGCCCGGUGCUAAGGUCAUUGCAACGAUGACAGAGAGGGCCAGUGGUCUCUUCGUCUGGGCGGCGACAGCGUGUAGAUUCAUCCAAAAAGGAAGACGAUUUGCGGAGCGGAGAUUGAAGUCGAUCAUGAAGGAUGAUGUCCGUCCGAUGGAGCCCGAAAAACAUCUCGACAACUUAUACCUUACCGUUCUGCGAGACUCACUCUCUCCUGAAUACAGCGCAGAAGAGAAGGAAGAUCAUUGCAAGAUGCUGAGACUCGUGCUCGGAACCCUGACAAUCCUGCAUGUACCUCUCAGUGUGCAAGCGCUGGAGAAGGCAUCGAACGGAUCGUCCAAGACUUGCAUGCAAUCCUUGAUCUGCCGGAAGAUGAGAAUCGAACAGUCCGCCUUCAUCAUCCCUCCUUACGUGACUUUCUUCUCGAUCGAAAUCGAUGCACGGAUAUCAACUUUUGUGUAG